GCCCAAUCCAACAUUCAAUCCAAUCAGUUUCUUCAAUUAGCUUUGCUUAAUGAUGGCGAUGGCGAUGGCAAUGUCAGAUGGAGGAGGCAAUUUGCUGCCUGCCUGCUAAUGUCUCAAAUCCCUAAUCUGAUCGCCCCAUGAACACGACACUGCUACUCGUCGUUAUCCAUUCAAGGCCGCCCCCAAUUUUCCUGUCCACCGAUUUACCCAAUUUAUACCAUCAUCGACGAGGAUAUUUCUCUCACCUUCCGUCUCCUUCGCUUGAUUUUGUUCAAUCUUCCCAUAAUUAUCUGGGCACGAAAUAUCCGCGGACGGUUGUCGAUCCGGAAUUUUAACGCUAGGUUUAGAACUUUCGAGGUUUUGAAGGGUGGAGAAGAUGGAUGAAAGUAGGGAUUUCAUAGAAUGGGUUGGACAGGACAUGUCUGUGAAUAUCCUCAAUUGUUUGGAAGAUCCUUCUGAUCUCGUUCGUGCAAGUGCUGUUUCUCGUUCAUGGCGCCAUUUUGUGAUCUCUAAUGGAUUGUCGAAGGGUAUGUGUCUGAGGAUGUUCCCGGAAACCUCAAUGUUUACUCGCGUUAUUGAAGUUAAAAACAUGUUCAAACCUGUGGUAGCAGAGGUUGAUGAUUCUUCUGAAUCGGCGCGUCUGCAGAGGGAACAUAGAGCCUUUUCGUACUUAAUCAGAUGUUUAACAGUUUUCAGCGAAGAAAAUUGCAUAUCAAAUGCUCUUUUUGCAUCGAGUACAGAUAACUAUCCCGAAGAAAGCGUCAAGAAUACUCUGCAGCCGAGCGACAGGCUCGACAACAGGGCAUCAUAUUGGUCGAGCAAGGGCGCAGCUAACCCUGCUGCCCCCGAGACGUUGCUUUAUAGAUUGGCUUCACAGCUGUGCCUGAUUACCGAAGUUCACGUGCAUCCGUUUCAAGCGUAUUUUCAAAUUGGUUUCCCGAUAUAUUCAGCCAAGGCAGUGAGGUUUCGGAUGGGCCACGCCAAGGUUAAUUUAGACAUAGAGAGUGAAGUUGGAAUAGGGUUUCUGGAUGUUCAAGAUUUUUCCGACGACAAGUUUGUAUGGACCUAUUGUUCCCCGGAGUUUCCGAUGGCUCAGGAUAACUCUUUGCAAAAGUUUAAGCUGCCGGAACCGAUACUUUGCAUCGGUGGAAUCCUGAAAGUCGAGCUGUUAGGCCGCGUCCAAACGCAAGAAAUGGAUGGGCUGUACUACAUAUGCAUCAAUCAUGUCCAAGUCGUCGGCAGGCCACUCUAUCCGGUGUUUGAUGUCGAAAUGAUCAAUGAAAAGGGACAUUGUGCGCUGAAAUACACCCCGGAAAGCACCUUCAACCUGUCGUCGCCUGCACAACUGUUGGAGGCUGGCCCGAGUAGCUGGUCGCAUUUGCAAAGGUUCAGCGAAAGUAUUCGGACUUGGGAGCAAAUGAUCCUCAACACUUUCCGGGGUGCCGGCCCUCUGAUGAUCGACGACUAUGACUCUGAUUACGAGUUGCUCGAUUAGCUGCUGCCGGUAUGUUUUUUUUUUUUUUCUUUUGGUUAGCGGCAAAUUUUGUUCGGUUCUGUUAUAAUUUCCGGUGUUUCUAACUGAAGUCGGCCCGGCCGGAAGUUUUCCCGCCUUUUUUCCACUUUCUUUUUUCUUUCUUUCUUUUUAAGGGUUGGAGAGUGAAUGAUCUGAUAGAAAGGUUUCGUGAUAUUGUAGAUAACUGAAACUUCCCUCAAAUGAAAUGAAAUCCAAAUUCUGCUGCUCUUUA
Molecule: messenger RNA, 1745 nt
Organism: Andrographis paniculata
Lineage: Eukaryota; Viridiplantae; Streptophyta; Magnoliopsida; Lamiales; Acanthaceae
Product: F-box protein At4g00755-like
Exons: 6
Coding region: 377-1495 (372 amino acids)
Molecular function (GO): protein binding
Source: RefSeq, a predicted model, not a curated record